UUCUUCCAAGCCUCCAAGUGACGUGGCCUCAAUGACGGCACGAGUUGUGCUGUUAACGUGAGUCCGUAUCGUUUUGAUUCAUUUAUAAAACAAUGUUACAAUUAUGAGAACCUGAUCGCACGAGUUACUCCUCAUCGUUUCGAUAACGUAAUCAAGGAUUCACGAUAAUCGUCGAAACGCCCAGCAACAUGACCACAUAUGAGGAUUUCAUUCAGCAAAAUGAAGACCGUGAUGGUGUGCGUUUCACCUGGAAUGUUUGGCCCUCCUCUCGUAUUGAUGCUACUAGAUUAGUUGUACCCUUGGGAACAUUGUACCAGCCUAUUAAAGAAAGACCAGACCUUCCACCUAUACAGUAUGAUCCUGUUCUUUGUACAAGGUCUACUUGCAGAGCAAUCUUGAAUCCACUGUGCCAAGUGGAUUACAGGGCUAAAUUAUGGGUGUGCAAUCUGUGCUUUCAGAGGAAUCCUUUCCCUCCACAAUAUGCUGCCAUUUCAGAGCAACACCAACCUGCUGAACUCAUUUCAACAUUUUCAACAAUUGAAUAUACCAUAAUGAGAGCACAAUGUUUGCCACCUAUUUUCUUAUUAGUUGUGGAUACAUGUAUGGAUGAUGAAGAAUUGAGUUCUCUGAAAGAUUCCCUUCAGAUGUCACUCUCGUUACUUCCACCUAAUGCUCUGAUUGGUCUCAUUACAUUUGGAAGAAUGGUUCAGGUCCAUGAACUGGGUUGUGAAGGAUGUAGUAAAAGUUAUGUUUUUCGUGGUACUAAAGACUUGCAGCCAAAGCAAGUUCAAGACAUGCUAGGCAUAGGUCGACCAAUACCAGGACAGAAUCCAAAUCAGCAAAGAGGACCAGGGGGACAGCCACUUCCACCGGCGAAUCGUUUCUUACAGCCUGUACAUAAGUGUGACAUGAGUUUAACAGAUCUCUUAGGAGAAUUACAACGUGAUCCAUGGCCUGUGGGCCCGGGAAGACGCCCAUUAAGAUCAACUGGUGUUGCUUUGGCUGUUGCCACUGGUCUUUUAGAAGCUAGUUACGCUAAUACGGGAGCUAGAAUAAUGCUGUUCGUUGGUGGACCUUGUUCCCAAGGAUCUGGUCAAGUUGUAACGGACGAUUUGAAACAACCCAUUAGAUCACACCACGAUAUUCACAAGGAUAAUGCGAAGCACAUGAAGAAGGCAACGAAACAUUACGAUUCCCUUGCAUCACGAGCUGCAACGAACGGGCAUAUUAUAGAUAUCUACUCCUGUGCUCUUGAUCAAACUGGACUGCUCGAAAUGAGGCAGUGUUGCAAUUCGACCGGCGGUCACAUGGUGAUGGGAGACUCUUUCAAUUCCUCAUUGUUCAAACAAACGUUCCAGCGCGUAUUUGCGAAAGACAGUCAAGGAGACUUGAAGAUGGCAUUUAACGCGACGUUAGAAGUUAAGACUACCCGAGAAAUCAAAGUGUCUGGAGCGAUCGGACCUUGCGUUUCUUUAGGUGUGAAGGGGGCGAGCGUAGGAGAGCAAGAAGUAGGAUUAGGUGGCACAUGUCAAUGGAAAUUCUGUUCCCUCACACCAUCCACAACUACAGCAUUAUUCUUUGAAGUUGUUAAUCAACACACUGCACCGAUUCCACAUGGGGGGAGGGGCUGCAUACAGUUUAUCACGCAGUAUCAACACAGUAGCGGUCAACGAAGAAUCAGAGUGACCACAAUCGCUAGAAAUUGGGCAGAUGCAUCGACAUCCUUGCAUCAUAUAAGUGCUGGAUUUGAUCAGGAAGCGGCUGCUGUCCUCAUGUCGCGUUUAGCAGUCUUUAGAGCAGAAAGCGACGACGGGCAGGAUGUCUUAAGAUGGGUCGACCGUAUGCUCAUUAGAUUAUGUCAGAAAUUCGGAGAAUACGCGAAGGAUGAUCCGAACAGCUUCAGACUCGCAGAAAACUUUUCAUUGUAUCCUCAGUUCAUGUAUCAUCUUCGUAGAUCACAGUUCAUACAAGUGUUCAACAAUUCCCCCGAUGAAACCAGUUUUUACAGACACAUGCUCGUUAGAGAGGACUUAACCAAUUCUUUGAUAAUGGUGCAACCAAUUUUGUAUAGCUAUGGAUUCAGUGGCCCUCCAGAGCCAGUUUUAUUAGACACUUCGUCUAUACAACCGGAUAGGAUCUUGUUGAUGGAUACUUUCUUCCAAAUACUUAUAUUCCACGGCGAGACGAUUGCACAGUGGCGUCAACUGAAGUACCAGGACUUACCAGAAUAUGAAAACUUCCGGCAAUUAUUAGCGGCACCUGUUGAUGAUGCCGCAGAGAUAUUAGCCGGAAGAUUCCCGGCACCUAGGUAUAUCGAUACUGAACAGGGCGGUUCACAGGCGAGGUUCUUAUUAAGCAAAGUGAAUCCCAGUCAAACUCACAAUAAUAUGUACGCCUAUGGAGCGGGGAUGCCGAUACCCAAUGGGGAGAGCGGAGCACCUGUGUUAACUGACGACGUUAGUUUACAAGUAUUCAUGGAACAUUUGAAAAAGUUGGCCGUUUCGUCUACAGCUUAAGAUACAAAUAAGGAAGGUAAAUGUUGCGUGGUCAUUUUUUUUUAAAUAAAAUUUAGAAACAUCUUAGGCUUUGCGAUGAGGUACUCAGUUACAAUCUAUCGAUAAGGAUUCUUUAGGCGCGGUAAGAAUUUAUACAUACAGAAGAGUAAU
This is a messenger RNA of Dufourea novaeangliae, 2666 nucleotides long. It is a transcript of the gene Sec23, whose product is annotated as protein transport protein Sec23A. Gene Ontology annotation, biological process: endoplasmic reticulum to Golgi vesicle-mediated transport; COPII-coated vesicle budding; COPII-coated vesicle cargo loading. Lineage: Eukaryota; Metazoa; Arthropoda; Insecta; Hymenoptera; Halictidae. The transcript has 12 exons. The coding region runs from base 189 to 2516 and encodes 775 amino acids. The record is from RefSeq and is a predicted model, not a curated record. Gene Ontology annotation, cellular component: COPII vesicle coat; endoplasmic reticulum exit site. Gene Ontology annotation, molecular function: GTPase activator activity; zinc ion binding.